This is a messenger RNA of Rhinichthys klamathensis goyatoka, 1779 nucleotides long. RefSeq names its product NXPE family member 3-like. Lineage: Eukaryota; Metazoa; Chordata; Actinopteri; Cypriniformes; Leuciscidae. The record is from RefSeq and is a predicted model, not a curated record. Bases 56 to 1777 code for a protein of 573 amino acids. The transcript has 8 exons.
AAAGAAAACGCCAUUGGACUAUUACUUUUACAAAUACAUAUCUUCAAAAAAUAAAAUGGAGCUUGAAACUCGGAAACAACACUUUCACAGGGAAAGAUCACAUCUAUGGAAGUUUUUUAUGGGGUUGUGUCUACUGGUGAUCAUGAGUUGUCUGGUUGUAUGGUCUUAUACAGGUAAUGAAAGGAAGAAGCACCCUCCACCCAGCUUUUUGUCUCUGCACUUUCCAGGAAUAUAUACAAACUCCACUUCUCCUUCAGUACUCAGUUCAGAAGAGUCAAGCUCAUUUUACCUUGAAAAAGGAAUCAAUUUAGAAGACUACUCCAGGUUACAGCAGGAUGUUUACUGGGCCGGGCCUGACAGAGCAAUCACAAAUGUGUCCAUGAGUACUAGUCCAGGCCACACCAAAUUCAUCAUUCAGAACCUGAAAGAGAGCUAUCAAAUUGGUGAGGAGCUUUAUGUUACGGUGCACGCAAAGGAUUUUGACAACAAAUCCAAGCUUUAUGGAGGUGACUUUUUUCAAGCCAAGCUAUUCUGGUCUAAAACUAAGGCCAGUGUUUUUGGGGAGGUGGUGGACCUGCUCAAUGGCUCCUACUCUGUACGUUUCCUCUUGCCGUGGGUCGGCGAGGCACAGGUGGCUGUGCGUCUAAUUCACUCCAGUGAAGCUGUGCAGGUCCUGAAGCAUCACAGAGAUACUGACUCUGACAGAGUGUUCUUUAAAGGAUAUUAUGAGGGACCAGGACCAAAUAAGACCAGGCUGAGUGAAACAGUGAUGUGUAAUGUAAAGUGGGACAACAAUGGACUAGAGCGUAUGGGAACAGAAGACUGCUGCUGUGAAUACAACGAUCACCGUACCGGAGAAACUUGGCGCUGUCAGAGACCCAAAUCGCUGCCAUGCAGUUCCCUUGUGUAUCACUCUAUGGGUGGUUAUAGAAACCGCCUGACUAAUAAGGAGAAAAUGCUUAUGAAGCAAACUAACAAAGGUAUCAAUGGAGAUAAAAGGAUCAUCAAAAUUUUUCAUUCCGAGGGAAAUGAAACUAUUGAUGUUACAGAGAAAUGUCACCCUGGUUUACACACUCCAGUUCCAGCUGGCUUUUACUUGAAUGAUGUGUGGACGUCAUUCGUCUGUAGCACCCGCCAUUUUACAACCCAAACGACAACAGAGUGCCUGAAAGACAAACACAUUUACAUGAUGGGAGACUCUACUAUGAGACAGUGGUUUGAGUUCUUUGUGAAAGCAAUACCAACCCUGAAGCAGAUGAACCUGCAUGUCCAAAAUCAGUCAGGGCCGCUCAUUGCAGUGGAUGUGGAUAACAACAUUGACUUACACUGGAGGGCUCACGGCGUUCCUGUGCGCACUCGGAAAACAGCAUUCGCUGAUCUGCACUACAUCAGUAAUGAGAUCGAUGACCUGGCUGGAGGAUCCCACACAGUCAUUAUGUUCAAUCUGGGACCCCAUUUCACCACGUACCCUCUGGAUUUCUUCACCCAUAGAGUGUUGAGGAUUCGCAAAGCUGUUCUAGCAUUGUUACAGCGGGCACCUGAUACAACUGUUAUAAUCAAGACUGUCAACACUGGCUAUAAGGAUAUUUUUGGCAGUGACUGGUAUUCUCUACAGCUGGACAGAAUUCUACACUGGGCUUUUCAGGAUGUUGGCGUUUAUAUUAUAGAUGUUUGGCAAAUGACCGCAUGUCACUACAGCAAAGAGAACAUUCAUCCUGGCCCUAUCAUCAUUAAAAAUGAGAUUGACAUUUUACUCUCUUUUAUUUGCCCUUACUGAAU